GUCUCCAGCUGAUUACACUGCUUCCUUCCUGAUUUUCUUAAGCAUUUUCUUGGAUUUCUGGCCUAAAGAAGAGCUCAGUGAAAGAUGGAGCUGGCUGGGGCAGGAGCUCUGCUCCUUCUCUCUCUGUUCUUCACUAUACUCUUCUCCUCCUUCAAAAUGUACAAGAAGAAAAGCCAGCUACCCCCAGGACCCACUCCCUGGCUCUUUCUGGGAAAUCUCCUGCAGAAAGAUGUCCUGCCUGUCUACAAUUUCUAUAAAAAGCUUGUUGAUAAAUAUGGCCCCAUCUUUACUGUCUGGAUUGGUCCAAAGCCCAUCGUUGUGAUUUGUGGAUAUGAAACAAUGAUAGAUGCUUUUGUGAAUCAUGCUGAAGAAUUUGGUGGGCGUCCUGCAAUGCCCUUCAUGGAAAGAGUGAGCAAAUAUCAUGGACCGUUCACCAGAAAUGAGGCAAAAUGGAGAGAGUUGCACAGGUUCACAUUCUCCACCCUGCGGGAAUUUGGGAUGGGAAAGAGAACAAUGUCUGAGAGGAUACAAGAGGAAGCCCUUUGCCUGGUAGAAGAAUUGGUAGCCACACAAGGGCAGGCCUUUGACCCAAGAAGAAGCUUCACAUGUGCUGUUAAAAAUGUCAUCUGUUCAGUUGUCUUUGGGAAUCGCUUUGACUACAAAGAUCAGGUCCUGCUGGAGAACCUGCGUAUUAUGCAGGACUUAAUGAGCUACCUCCGUUCUUUAUCAAUGCAGAUUUAUAAUGUAUUCCCAGGAAUAAUGGCUUACUUACCUGGACAGCACAGGAAGGUAUUAGCAGAUUGUGGAAAAAUGCAGGCCUUCAUUCGUGAGAGGGUGGAGUCCCACAGGAGGACACUGGAUCCUCAGAAUCUCCGUGACUAUAUUGAUUGCUUCCUUAUCAGGUCAGAGAAGAAACAAACCGAUCCUGAGGAUAUCUACAGCACCGAAGAGCUUGUCCAGUGCGUGUUUGGACUCUGUAUUGCUGGGACAUUAAACUGCAGCGAUGCCUUGGUCUUCAGCCUCAUGGUGAUGGCUAAAUUUCCACACAUUCAAGCGAAAGUUCAGCGGGAGAUUGAUGAGGUAGUAGGUGCCAACCGCAUCCCUGGCAUGGACGAUUGGGUGAGGUUGCCCUACACCAAUGCCGUUAUCCAUGAGACUCAACGAUUUGAAAAAGUUUCCCUUGAGGGCUUCCCACGUGCAACGACGUGUCGUACAGAGUUCUGGGGCUACAUCAUCCCUCAGUCCACCACUGUGGUUCCAAUGCUCACAACUGUGCACUAUGACCCACUCCAGUGGGAGACUCCAGAAAAGUUUAACCCAGGACAUUUCUUGGAUGAGAAGGGUCAGUUCCGGAAAAGAUAUGCCUUCAUGCCUUUUUCUGCAGGAAAACGGGCAUGCCCAGGGGAAGCCCUGGCUCGGAUGGAACUGUUCCUGUUCUUCUCUGUUCUGCUCCAGAACUUCACCUUCCAGCUGGUGGGAGAAUUCAAAGAAAAGGAUGUAAAAUCUUUUCAUAUACAGUACAAAAUGAAGAGCGCAUGCUUACAAAUGCAAGCCAUUAGACGUUCUAAGUGAUCCAGUGAGGUAAACUAAGCAGAAGGGAUCAAGUCAGUGCCUCCAAAACUAUUUGAAGUAAGUAGAAUGGAAGCACUGAGAGAUUUGAACCCAAUAGUUCUGAGGAAAACCAAAUAUUCCAAGCUUAGGUGGAACAGACCAUAGGAGCCAACUUCAAGGUCCCUUUGCCACCCCCCUAAAAUAUUUGAGGAGGCUGUCCCCCAAAU
Lacerta agilis (Sand lizard) is the source of this 1778-nucleotide messenger RNA. RefSeq names its product cytochrome P450 2B4-like. The transcript has 9 exons. The record is from RefSeq and is a predicted model, not a curated record. Gene Ontology annotation, cellular component: cytoplasm; intracellular membrane-bounded organelle. Gene Ontology annotation, biological process: xenobiotic metabolic process. Lineage: Eukaryota; Metazoa; Chordata; Lepidosauria; Squamata; Lacertidae. Gene Ontology annotation, molecular function: iron ion binding; oxidoreductase activity, acting on paired donors, with incorporation or reduction of molecular oxygen, reduced flavin or flavoprotein as one donor, and incorporation of one atom of oxygen; heme binding. The coding region runs from base 85 to 1572 and encodes 495 amino acids.